Molecule: messenger RNA, 888 nt
Organism: Astrephomene gubernaculifera
Lineage: Eukaryota; Viridiplantae; Chlorophyta; Chlorophyceae; Chlamydomonadales; Astrephomenaceae
Source: the annotation of a GenBank genome assembly
CUUACUCAAAAAACAUACCCUAGAAGCAAUAAGGUGACUGGAAUUAUCGGUAUACAGGAUUACCCAGCUCCACAUGGACGGCUACCUUAUGGCUCGGGCUCACAGAAAGGCCACCCAAGUCACAUAUGACGUUCUAGGAAUUUGAUUAUUGCCACACUCUGUGCGACUACAAAAUUACGUCCGACGCGCUAGCUCAACAGGAUCUAUUUCAUCCGUUCGCAAUAGACAUUCUCUCCUGGAACCCACAGCGCACACGGAUCUAGUUCAUCAGUCCUACAUACAAUGUCUUGGCCUAUGCCCAGCGGCGCAACUUCUGCAGGCCCAGCUCCGCCGGCGAUUGCGCUUCCAUGGCCAACGAGAGGCGUCAGGCGACCUGUGCGGGUGCCGGCAUCUCGUCAUCAGCGAAACGGCAGGAACCCGCAGCGUGAAGCAUCCAUGCGCAAAGCCAAGUACGCUGCCGGUAUGCUAGCGGGUGUUGCGGUUGUGGCGGUCGUGAAGCGGCUGGUGGCCUCCUUGCCGCUACUGGGGGGGCUGGCGCGGCCGGUGCUGGAUCUUUUCCCCACGCUGCUGGUGGGUCCCGCCCUGGGCGCCGCCCUGGUGUACGGCAACGAGCAGGGGGACCUGCUGGCUGCACGACAUGUCGUACGACAAAAGGCGGGGGAGGUACGGCAGGAGUUUGAGGCUGUUGUACGGGAUGUACGGGAGGAGGUGCGGGCGGCCAAUGAGGAGUUGAGCCGGCGGUUGGAGAGGUCGCAGGACGUGUACGACAGCACGGCUCGCGCUGCCGUACAGUCGGUGGCGGAGCUGGAGCGGUCGGUGGUGCCGCUGAUUGAGCGGGAGUACAGGUCGAUUGAAGCCGCCGCUCGCCGGGCGCUGCAGGACGGCAGG